Molecule: messenger RNA, 1763 nt
Organism: Ceratina calcarata
Lineage: Eukaryota; Metazoa; Arthropoda; Insecta; Hymenoptera; Apidae
Product: odorant receptor 82a
Exons: 6
Coding region: 357-1529 (390 amino acids)
Biological process (GO): detection of chemical stimulus involved in sensory perception of smell; sensory perception of smell
Cellular component (GO): plasma membrane
Molecular function (GO): odorant binding; olfactory receptor activity
Source: RefSeq, a predicted model, not a curated record
UACGAAGUUCGACUGUCAAUCGGAAAAUAACGAUAAGCUUUUCAAUACACGCGACAAUCAAGCAAAUAUAUUAAAUUUAUAAUCGUUUUUUGACAAAUAGAUGAGAAUCUUUGUAAACCGAAUGAACAGUAGGAAUUGUACUCCUAAGAUGAAAAUCAGAUUCUAAUGGACAUGGAAUCUAAUCUCCAUAUAAUUUUUAUCAUUCAUUAACAGCCAUAAAUUACGAUACUCUUGACAUUAAAAAAAAACAAGAAUAAUAAGAAGAAUAGAAAAGAAUACUUAAUAAUUAUUAAGUUUUAAUUACAUUAGUACUGAAUUUGGAAAACCUCGAGUCAACUUGCCACGUCCUUUCGAGGAUGAGAAAACUAAUAUCGACGUAUAUGGACCUACUCUAUGAUGAGAACGUGCUCUCAUGGAGUAAACGUCUUUUGAGCUUAUCUGGUCUUUGGCCGAAUAAUCGGUCGGACGUUCGAUUUUUCAUCUACAUUACAUACAUCGUGAUCUUCACUUGGUUGGAGAUCGUGACCCUGCUGCAGAACAUGCACGACCUUGAAAAGACGCUGAAGAACAUCACGCUAUCGUUCCCGACCAUCUUGAUAGUGCUGAAGGCCGUCAUGUUUCGGUUGAACAUGCAUAUGACUCUACCGUUGCUGGCGGCCGUGAAGAAGGACGUGGAUCAAGGAUUGCACCGAUCACCGGAAGAGAGGCAAACGGUUGUCUGGUACAAUGUUGCCGCCACAUUGUUCUCCACUUCAUCGGCCUUGUCUUUAUUUUUCGUGCCCAUGUUGUUUUAUUCCAAGCCGAUCAUCGGCUGUCUUUUAUCGAAAUAUAUUAAUUGUUCUCUUCCCUACGAAUUACCGCUGAAGGUGAAUAACGUUUAUGAAGUGACGGAAAUGCGAAUGUAUGUAUUAUUCUGCAUUUAUUUGAUACCAGUAAGUAUGGUGCUAACAAUCGGUGCAACUGGUGCUGACAGUCUUCUGGUGACGUUAACGUUUCACCUCUGUAGUCAACUUUCGAUCUUAGCGCAACGGGUUAGAAAUAUCAGUACAGAUUCGAAAAUAUAUUAUCCAGAAAUGAGGAUACUCGUUGAACGUCACACCGAGCUUUUACGAUUGGCAGAGAUUUUGGCGGAGACGUUUAGUUCUCUGAUGUUUAUACAAACCAUAGGAUUAAUAUUCUCUUUAUGCAUCGUCGUCUAUCAGUUGCUCACGACAUCUGAGUCCGGCGAGGAUAUGAAUACCGUACAUUUUGUAAUUUAUUCUUGCGCUGUAAUAUUAUUGGCAUUUUGCUAUUGUUUCUUGGGGGAGUGUUUAAUUAAUGAGAGCAAUGAAAUACAGCUGGCUUGUUACUUUGUGAAUUGGUACAACUUGCCAGAAAAAUUUACGCGAUCCUUAACGUUUAUAAUAGCUCGAUCGCAGAAACCGUCAUACUUAACUGCUGGCAAAUUCUACGUAUUUUCGUUAGAAACAUUCGGCAUAAUAGUAAAAGCAUCGAUGGCGUACCUAUCUGUUUUGAAAAGUAUUAUUUAAAUGAUUACUAUUAUUAACUCUUACAUUCAUUAACUAAACGCGUAGAAAAAAAACGGCUGUUCUAUUUACUUCAUGUUACAAUAAAUGUUACACUGUUGACAAACAGGUAUUUAUUGAAGGAUAAUUAUUGGAAUGGGAAAAAACGAACAUUUCAACGAUGACAAGAUAGAAUGACAAUUGAAAUGUGAAAAUCAAUUUUCCUUCGCUGAUAAUAUUUCGCGUGUUCCAUCUAUU